ACCCAAGAGCUCACUUUCCUUCGCGGAGCAGACAAGUUGGUUCCACAUUUUUUAAUGUGAAACAAAACUUGCAUCUUGUUUUUGUUUUUUUACCCCUGACAUUGCCAUCAAUAUGGAAAUGAACGGCAGCGCCGACAGAGAAAAUGGAGGGGGGGUCCCCCAUACAGGUGUCUGGCAUGGUGGCAGCCCCUCUGCUCUCCUGAACAUGAACCACUAUGCCAAUAAGAAGAGUGCAGCAGAGAGCAUGCUGGACGUAGCCCUGCUCAUGGCCAACGCUUCCCAGCUGAAGGCUGUCCUGGAGCAGGGGCCAGACUUCUCCUUGUACACUCCCCUCAUCACUCUCAUCAGCAUCUCCCUCAGCCUGCAGGUCACUGUGGGGGUCCUCCUCAUCUUCAUCGUGCGGUGGAACCUGAAUGACCAGAGUAAACACUUCAGGCUGAAUGUAAUGGAGAACCUGGCCACAGGCCUCGUCUUCGUCAUCGUAGUAGUCAACGUCUUCAUCACUGCCUUUGGAGUACAGAAACCCAAUCAGAAAGCCUGACCAGGACACAGAAAUGCAUCACCACCCCCUUAGCUUCCAGUGCUAACCAUGGAAUCACACAGACAGACCAUGAUCCAGAUAGUGACACACAAAUCCACUAACCAGGACAAUAGACAGAUCUAUAAACAUUUUGUAUAUCUAUUGCUCUCAUGCACUGUAUCUUGCUAUAACUCAGUGUAAUACCUCUGAGUUGGUUGGAGGAGUCUGGAAUGAAAAUAACUUCUGAAGGAUAUCAUAUUCAGAUGCGCUUCAUCAUCAUCAUGGCUGCAGAUCAUUCUAAGUGGGACUAAUAGCUGUCUGUCUGUUGGGACUGGCAGUACUGGGAUUCAAACAGAACAAUCACUCUGGUGACACCCUCCCCACUCCCUCACCCCUCCAAUCCGCCACUCACCCCUCCUCCCCAUCUGCUCUUUGAUCUGGGUCUCCCUACAGACAGAAACAGAUAUAGAAACACACAGCUCACUGAAGCAAAGCUACUGAGAAUAGACACCAGGACUCUUAACUGCCACAGAGAAUCAUCAUCUACCAGACGUCACUCAUCAUCUAUCUUACUGUAACCAGUAAGGGUACUAGAGGAGAUUCCAUAGAGAAAUACACAUGUUCACUUGAACUGCAGAAUAGUAACCACACCUGUCGUGUAAAGCUGCUAUGGCACUUGUGAUCAUCUUCAUAGCAGCUCAUUUCAUUAUCCUCUUAUCUGGCCUGCAGAUGUCUCUGGGCUAGGUCAGGAGUGCCCUCUAGUGGUAUUUUUGGUGCUAUUGCAAUGAUCUGAGAUCUUUGUAUUACAUUGUCAGGUUACCACUCUCACAGAUACGUCCUGCUCUGGUAAUAAAUGAACAUCCAAAAAGCACCAUACUGCCUGAAGAAGUGCUACUGGCUUCUGUAAUGUGUAAGUAUGUUAUUUGUGUAAACCAAUCAUAUUUUUUUGUGAUGUUUGUAUUGUUUCCCACCCCUGAUUUACUCCUAAACAAGUCACACCAAAAUGAAAUGUUAAAAAGGACAGCUGUUACUAACACUAGCAA
This is a messenger RNA of Oncorhynchus kisutch (coho salmon), 1563 nucleotides long. RefSeq names its product ninjurin-1-like. The coding region runs from base 113 to 541 and encodes 142 amino acids. The record is from RefSeq and is a predicted model, not a curated record. The transcript is spliced from 4 exons. Gene Ontology annotation, biological process: cell adhesion; tissue regeneration. Lineage: Eukaryota; Metazoa; Chordata; Actinopteri; Salmoniformes; Salmonidae. Gene Ontology annotation, cellular component: membrane.